AUGAAGGCAUUACUGCUUUUGAUCGUUUUGUUUGCGUACCUGACGCGCGUAAGAGGUGCAAAAACGGAAAAGAUGGUUGUUAUUUUAACCAGCGUUGAAGCUACGAGCAAUCCGAGGUAUUUAAAUUCCACUGUAACGCUCAGGCGGUACAAUGCCGCUCCCUACUCAGCGUUCAAUUUGUCACUUAUCGUGCUGCAGAAGUUCUAUGCACUUACGCUCCAGGCCAGCUACUAUGUACGUAUCGGUAAGUCAGAUAACAUACUUUACAACAGUAAAAUCGAUUUGUGCGAUUUUUUACUUCGACCCAACGAGCGUUUGGUGAAGAUGGUGUUCGAUAACCUGAAGCGUCACGGACAAAUACCAGCGAGCUGCCCGGUGCAGCCUAGAAGAGUCUUAUUUACGAAUGUCACACUGAGCCACGUCAAUCUGCCAAUGUAUCUGCCCGAAACAAACUUCCAGCUGGUGGUUAAAUGCUGGCAUGGUACCGAGAAGAUUUUAAUAUUCGACAGUCGCUGGAACGGUCGGUUGAAAAAAUUUACCAUUAGUGAUUAA
Anopheles marshallii is the source of this 552-nucleotide messenger RNA. RefSeq lists its product as uncharacterized. Bases 1 to 552 code for a protein of 183 amino acids. The record is from RefSeq and is a predicted model, not a curated record. The transcript has 3 exons. Lineage: Eukaryota; Metazoa; Arthropoda; Insecta; Diptera; Culicidae.